CGCGCCAGCCGGCCGCGCCAUGUCCGUACGCGCCGACCACCGCGACCGCGAGCGGUUCUCGCGCCACUCGUCUCGCGCGUCCGUCGACCUCGCGUUCCCGAGCGGGUCGGCGCGCGAGCACUCGUUCCGCUCCGUGCACUCGGUGCGCGUGCCGCGCGCGGCCAGCGAUGACCUGAUGCUGCCGGCGCGCACGCUGCGCUCGGCGUCGUGCCGCGUGGCGCCGGGCGCCCCGCACCGCCUGCGCCGGCACCACUCGUCCGCUGCCGAGUGCGAGCGCGCGCGCCGCAGCCGCCGCCACACGCUGGAGCUGCCCGAGAGCCGCGGGCCCAGCGUCCGCAGCCGCAGCCCCGAGCCGCCGCCGCUGCCGCCGGAGCCCGAGGCGCCGCCCGAGGAGGCCGGCAAGGAGGCGCGCCGGAGACGCGUGGUGGCCGCCGUCGCCGCCUCGUUCUUCGCGCUGGCGCUCGCCUCGGUCCUCGUGGUGGUGGUCACCCUGACGCACAGCUCGGUGCUCCGCUCUCACAACCAAACGGCAAAUUCGCCAGGAGAACGAGCGCAUGAUGCACGACGUCCUGCAGGCGGGAGUCUUAAAUCGCACCCGGUCGUCGGCGGCAUCCCGCUGACGCCGCGCUACUCGCCGCGGCCGCGCCCGGACCACGCGCGGCCGGCCGCCGCGCCGCCCGAGCCGCUCGAGGCGGACCCCUCCACGCCGCCCGAGCCGCUCGACGCCGACCGCGCCGACCACGCCGACCACGCCGACCCCCCCGCGCCGCCCGCGCCGGUGAGCGCCGCUCGCGCGGGACCCACGUGA
Pectinophora gossypiella (pink bollworm) is the source of this 808-nucleotide messenger RNA. Its product is annotated as atherin-like. The coding region runs from base 20 to 808 and encodes 262 amino acids. The record is from RefSeq and is a predicted model, not a curated record. NCBI's taxonomy places the organism in Eukaryota, Metazoa, Arthropoda, Insecta, Lepidoptera, Gelechiidae. The transcript has 2 exons.